Molecule: messenger RNA, 1986 nt
Organism: Physella acuta
Lineage: Eukaryota; Metazoa; Mollusca; Gastropoda; Physidae
Product: ras-related protein Rab-8A
Molecular function (GO): GTPase activity; GTP binding
Source: RefSeq, a predicted model, not a curated record
AUUCCAGCUCUUCGUAUGUAAAUGAGGGUGUUUCCGCUGCCUUGCCAAAAUGGCGAAAACUUAUGAUUACUUGUUUAAGCUACUAUUAAUAGGUGACUCGGCAGUCGGUAAAACAUGUAUUUUGUUCAGAUUUUCAGAAGAUGCUUUCAAUUCAACAUUUAUUUCAACAAUAGGUAUUGACUUUAAAAUACGAACAAUUGAGUUGGAUGGGAAGAAGAUUAAGCUGCAAAUAUGGGACACAGCAGGCCAGGAAAGGUUUCGAACAAUAACAACAGCAUACUACAGAGGUGCUAUGGGCAUCAUGCUGGUGUAUGACAUCACAAAUGAAAAAAGCUUCGACAACAUUAGAACAUGGAUUAGGAACAUUGAAGAGCAUGCUUCUAAAGAUGUGGAGAAAAUGAUGCUGGGGAAUAAGUGUGAUCUACAAGAUAGACGGCAGGUUUCUAAAGACAGGGGGGAGCAGCUGGCCAUUGAACAUGGCAUCAAGUUUAUGGAGACAAGUGCUAAAGCCAGCAUUAAUGUGGAGGAAGCUUUCUUUACACUGGCACGGGAUAUCAAGUCCAAGAUGGAUCGCAAAAUUGAUCCCUCGGGCCCUACAAAGUCUGGAGGCCAUCAACUGAGUGGGAAAGAUGGAAGUUCACAGAAAAAAUCUUUUUGGAAGUCUUGUACAUUAGUUUAGUCUCUGCUCCGAUGUAUGCAUGGUGUAAUUGUGUGGGAGAAAGUGCUACACACGACCUUCCCUCUGGUGGCCUGCACCCCUCACGGGUCCAGCACUAGUUUUUAUUUAUUUAUUCUACAGUCACUUGUAAACAACCAGAAAACUUUCUCCACAUAGACGUGAUCUGAUCUGCCUAAUCCAUCUGAGUUGAUGGAUUGGUAGCCUGGUCCAUCUGAUGGAUUGGUAGCCUGGUCCAUCUGAUGGAUUGGUAGCCUGGUCCAUCUGAUGGAUUGGUAGCCUGGUCCAUCUGAUGGAUUGGUAGCCUGGUCCAUCUGAUGGAUUGGUAGCCUGGUCCAUCUGAUGGAUUGGUAGCCUGGUCCAUCUGAGUUGAUGGAUUGGUAGCCUGGUCCAUCUGAUGGAUUGGUAGCCUGGUCCAUCUGAUGGAUUGGUAGCCUGGUCCAUCUGAGUUGAUGGAUUGGUAGCCUGUUCCAUCUCAGCUGAUGGAUUGGUAGCCUGGUCCAUCUGAUGGAUUGGUAGCCUGGUCCAUCUGUUGGAUUGGUAGCCUGGUCCAUAUGAUGGAUUGGUAGCCUGGUCCAUAUGAUGGAUUGGUAGCCUGGUCCAUAUGAUGGAUUGGUAGCCUGGUCCAUAUGAGCUGAUGGAUUGAUAGCCUCAAGUAAUGCGUGAGCAUCUUGUCUUUCCUCUCCCACCACUUGAGUCCUGUGCUCAAUGCCUGACUGUUUUUGUACUGUUGUGUAACUGGUAGUGUGUGCAUGUUACUCUGUGAUUGGGUGCAUGCACUAGGGUACUGGAGCCAAAGAUAGGCUUUUGGGUAGUCAGACAAUAUUUUAUAAGCAGCAACCAACUCUUCACACAUUUUCUAUGUCAUUUCAUGUGUCACCAGUCAUUAAGUCUGACCGUAUUGUGUCACCAGUCAUAGGACUGCAGAUUGACUCAUCUACUCAUCUGAUUGGCUCACCUUUGUGGUACCAGGCUUUAGAAAUGAUGCCAAUAGAAGAUGCAUCUUUUAAAACUCACGUGAGUGAAGUCACUGAAUGAGUGAAACAAAAAUGUGUCUUGUGUAACCUGGAGCCAGCCCCCACAGCCCAGGAGCCAGAUGCCAAUAGAUCUAUAUUGAAACAGAACAUGAAGAAUUUUGUAUCCAUUUAUAUCAUGUACUUUUUAUUCAUUUUUAAACUGUGAGGACUGGCCUAUACAACUAUUUUCUUGUAGAGUUUAAUGUCUGGCUAUACCUGACAUAAGGAUAGCAUGUUGCUGUAAGAUGUGGACAAAUUUGUUGCUAUGGUGAUCAUUAAACUUGUACAAAUGUC